Molecule: messenger RNA, 1239 nt
Organism: Drosophila santomea
Lineage: Eukaryota; Metazoa; Arthropoda; Insecta; Diptera; Drosophilidae
Exons: 4
Coding region: 118-1179 (353 amino acids)
Biological process (GO): mitotic cell cycle; spindle organization; establishment of meiotic spindle localization
Cellular component (GO): spindle pole
Molecular function (GO): protein binding
Source: RefSeq, a predicted model, not a curated record
GUCAGUCAUAGCAAACACUUUCUUCUACUUUGUUCUACCAAAACAUGUUAAUACUUACACCAAAAACACAACACAAACACUUAAAUUAGGAAGAAGUUGCGCGGUUAAUUUGGCAGGAUGUUUUCAGGAAUACUACCCAUGAUGCAGCAGACUCGAAGGGCCACGGUGCCACUAAGUGGCGUCUCCAAGUCCAAUAGUGGAUCGUUUAAAUCAUCCAAUUGCAGAAUGCAACUCCUUUCGCGAACCGGCAUGCUUCUACUGGACUACAAGCAAUACAAAGCAGCACGAACUGUCCAACAAAACUGGCGAAAAUUCCACUAUCGAAAGUGUUUCAAGGACUUAAGAGCGGCGGCCAUCACGAUUCAACGCUGGUGGCGCGGAUUCUUGGUCAGAAACAACUACUUGAGGCUGGUGGAGAACAUGCUGCAGCAGCGGGUCCUGGAUCACAACCACCGGUCGGCCACCAAGAUUCAGGCCCUAUUCCGAGGAUGGAAGAGCCGGCGCACGAUUCACGAUCACAGCAAAUUGCUCAGGAAGCAGGUGUGCGCCGCCGAGGAUCUGCUCAACUGCGUGGCCUUCAAGUUGCAUCACCUGCUCCGCACCUUCGCUAUUCCAGGUGUAUAUUCGCUUAAGAACUCAAACUGCAUGUCGCGCAUAGAGAAGCUGCUGGCCAGCUUGCACUUCCGGUUUCACAACGGAAGGGUUAAGUCGCAGCUGGCAAAAGAAGCUUUCGGCAAGAGCAACAAGUUCAGCAAAGUCCCUUUCGAAGGAGCACGCUAUUGGAGCCAAUGCAAGCCGAAGUGCGAUGCCGCCUUGAAAAUGUCCAAGAAUAUUGACAGGCGCAUGUACAGGAUCAUCGAGAUAUACGAUGCCUCACAGAGAGAGGCUCAUACGGCGUUGGUCGAAAAGAAUAGAGCGUACAGAAAGCAAAAGGGGCUUAUGAAGAACGUGAAGAAGGCGACUGAGAAGAGUAAACGCGACUUCUGCGGCGAUGUCAUUGCCAGCAUGAGACGCUGGAAAAUCCUGGUGGACAACGACCUCAGUGUGGGCAAGAACAUAUUUAAAAACCCGGAAAACCUAGAGAGGUUCAUCACCGAAAUAUCACAAUACGCAGAUGAGUUCGAAAACUGCACCUGCUAUUGCCGCAUUCCCGUAUUUACAGAAAUCUAUUGCGGCUAAGUGUCAUACAACUAGUAAUACAGUACCAAGUAGUGAAAAUAAACACAUUUUUACCACUAA